Macrobrachium nipponense is the source of this 13973-nucleotide messenger RNA. It is a transcript of the gene Usp32, whose product is annotated as ubiquitin carboxyl-terminal hydrolase 32-like. Gene Ontology annotation, biological process: protein deubiquitination. Gene Ontology annotation, cellular component: Golgi apparatus. Gene Ontology annotation, molecular function: calcium ion binding; cysteine-type deubiquitinase activity. Lineage: Eukaryota; Metazoa; Arthropoda; Malacostraca; Decapoda; Palaemonidae. The record is from RefSeq and is a predicted model, not a curated record.
CGAAAGUUAUCAUCACGAGAAUGAACUGCGCAGGGUAGUAGUAGCUGACAAUGUACAGUGUUAUUUAAAAGGUGUCUUAUUUUUACUUGGCGAAUACUCAUAACUCACUGAAAUGUCGACAUGGGUGGGAGGGAAAGCAAGCCCAUCUCCCUCUCGUACGAGGAAGCCGUGAAAAGAGUUAGUGAUAGUGAAUUAAGCAGACUCAAGGAUGCCUACAAGAGGACAGCUACUCUCAAUGGGGCCAUCACAAAACAGGCCUUCAUCAGAGAGGUUCUGGGAGAAGGCGUUCCUUUACAGUUAGCUGAGUUAAUAUUUCUGGCAUGUGGAGGAACUGUGAAAGGCAUAACAUUCAAGGAUCUACUAUGCAGUUUGGUUCUUCUGACUCGAGGAAAUCGGGAGGAGAAAGUUAAAUUUAUUUUUGGAGUUUACGCAAAUGAAGCUGGGACACAUGUCGUCAAGAGUGAUAUGCUGCGGCAGUUGCAGCAGACGGAAGGGGGAUACACACCGGAGAUUUUGCAUAAGUGUUUUGGACCAAAUGAACGUGCAACUUACGAAGAAUUCAAAGAUUGGUUAAUAACCUACCCUGAUGCUACAACUGUCACCCGUUGGUUACUUGCUGAGCCUUGUCAUGCAUCUUUAUGCAACGAUUUGGAGACUCCAACAUUCUACCAGACACUUGCUGGAGUAACACAUUUACUGGAACUUGAAAGGUUCCUCACCAACAGGGAAGUUGGAUCCUGAAACUCUUGUUCCUCUCAUUUCCCCGCCUCUGCCUCCAAUGUUGGCCAAAGGAGUUUUUAAUGCCUUCGAUGAAAAUAGGGAUAACCAUAUUGAUUUUAAGGAAAUGGCUUGUGGGAUAUCUGCUGCAUGCCGUGGGCCACUGACAGAAAGGCAGAAGUUCUGCUUUAAGAUAUUUGACCGUGAUAGGGAUGGAAAGUUAUCAAAGGAAGAACUGACAGCAAUGAUUCAAGCACUGUUACUUUUACAUUAUGAAGAACAAGAACAUACAGAUGAUGUGUGCGUUGGCGUAUCCUCAGACGAUGUUGAAAAACUUGUUGGAGAGUUUCUCGAGAAUCACGACCCUCACAAGUCUGGCUUUGUCACCCAAGAGGAGUAUCUCAUGUGGACCCUCCAUAACCCUUUGUCUUCAGCAUUGCUGGAAAUUAUAUUUCAGGUGUGCCAUAUUGUCCUUGGCCUGAAACCUAGCAGUAGAAAUGAAGAGAAAGAAAUUGUUCUUGGAUGGUUGCGAAGAGCAGAGAGCAAAUCUCUUACCAUAGGACAGUUUUGGUAUAUCAUUAAUGAACAGUGGUGGAACCUGUGGUUUGAGUAUGUCAGUCAUCAGGUCUCUGGGGUAGAAAACAGUGCAAUCAGCCCAUCGUCACACAGCAGUUCACCAGCAAAUUCUCAGUAUGGGUCACUCAAAAGAACAAAGUUACAAAAAAAAUCUGCUAAUUCUGAAGGAACAGUUGCUUCAGAUGGAAAUUCGAGUGUGUUGGUGACAAGUAUAAACAGUUUGGGUUUAGCUGACUCUGUCUCUCUGGCAAGUCUGGAAAGCGAGGGCUCAUCUGGGUCUCGUCAGAAUUCGCUUCAGCGUCAUUCACAGGCUGGUUCCAGUCCGAGAAAGAAUUUUAGUUCUGGCAACUUGGCUGUUUAUAAUCAUGAAGCCAGCAGAAGCAGCAGUACGUCGAGUCCAAGUCAUUCACCUCGGUUAACAAGGCGUGCCGCAACUAGUCCAGGGCCUUUGAUAGCGCCAUCAAGACCACCUGCUAUUGACAACUCUCCUCUUGUUGAACCAAAUGCAAAUAAAGUAACAUUGCUGACGGGUGAAGGUGGCCGAUUAAAGCGAAACAUACCCUUAGUUCAGGGUAGAGAUUUCGUAUUAGUUCCUGACUCUCUCUGGAAAGCUUUACAACAGUGGUAUGGGGGUGCUCCAGCUCUACCAAGACAGGUGAUUCAUGGUCGGUCCAGUGGUGAAGUCGAGUUAGAAUUGUAUCCUCUUACACUACGAUUAUUUCGUCAUGUGCAGCAGCAGACUAGAACGCCCAAUAACUCGUGGGUUGGGGUUGUUGGUGGCUAUGGUGCUGCUGCUUUGAAUUCAGCUCCUUAUUAUGUCACAUCAUUACCAAACUCGAGUACAUCAUCACCGAAAAGAUACCUAGCAUACCUUGCUGCGUUUAGUCGUUUAGCAACCCUCCGGCAGGUGUACGAGUACCUUGCAGCCAAGUUGCGGUUAAGAAUAGAGGACAUGAGGCUUUGGUGUGUUCGAGAUGAGCCUGCUGGUAUGAUCCUUUUAGAAGAGGAAGAUACUACCCUGGAAGAUGCGUGUGUUGCUGAUAUGGCUCAGAUUUUAAUUGAAGUUAGAAAUAAAGACUUAACAUGGCCAGAAGAAAUGAGUCAGAUAGCUUCAACUCGAAUGAUGAGAAUACAGUCUAGGCAAGGUUGCAGUGAAAAGGGAGUGACGGGUCUCAGUAAUCUGGGGAACACCUGUUUUUUGAAUGCAGCUCUUCAGUGUUGCUCCAACACCCAUCCUCUCACAACCUAUUUCAUGAAGAACAUGCAUCUGUAUGAGCUUAAUCCAAACAACCCUUGUGGUAUGAAAGGGCACAUGGCUAGACAGUAUGGAUGCCUCAUGCACGAGAUUUGGGGUGGUGGAGCCAAAACUGUAGCACCCCUUAAGUUAAGGUGGACAAUAGGGAAAUACAGCGGUAAUUUUACAGGUUUCCAGCAGCAUGAUUCCCAAGAACUUCUUGCAUUUUUAUUAGAUGGUCUGCACGAAGAUCUAAACAGAGUUCACAAUAAGCCUUACAUUGAACUGAAGGACUCUGAAGGGCGACCGGAUACUUUGGUUGCACAGGAGGCUUGGGAGAACCACAUCCUACGCAACAAAUCCAUCAUUGUAGAUCUCUUUCAUGGACAGCUGAAGAGUAAAGUUACUUGUAAAGUGUGUGCCAAUGAAAGUGUGCGGUUUGAUCCUUUCACCUACUUAACACUACAGUUACCCAUGGAAAGUUUUGUGUACCUAGAAGUCAUAGUCAUCAAACUUGAUGGAAGUGUCCCUGUGAAAUAUGGGCUGAGGUUAAACAGCGAAGGCCGAUAUCUGGAUGUGAAGCAACAGUUAUUUGUUCUCACAGGCAUACCACCACACCAAAUAAUGCUCAGUGAACUUGCAAAUGCUCAGAUAAAGUGUAUACAUAUGGAUGAUGGCAGGGUAAGAUCUGUGUCUGGCACGGUGCUGUUUGGUUACGAGCUCCCCUCACCCUCCUCUUCUCACACCAGUGAGGUUCGAGCAGCAAGCCGUAGUGCUAGAGAUCGUCAUGUCUUCACUCAUAUUCAGCGUUCUACCCACCACAGCUCUCCUUGCUUAACUGAAGGAAUUAGCAGUCCCACCAAGAGUACCGGUACAAAUGAGAGUCAUAUUUCGGGGCCAGGCUUUGGUGUCUUUAGCAGCAAGUCAAGUUUAGUAUCUAGUCAAAUUCAGUCACAACAGGAAUCAUCUGUAAGUAUUCCCAUCCAGUGGAAAGACGGUAGUAGCAGUCUAUCGUCAAACUCCUCUGGACCUGCUUCUUCCACUUCUUCAUCGAUUCAGCAUGACAACGAUCUCUUAAAUACUCAAAAAGGAUUUAUUAUUGCCUUCCACAGAAAAAUGAUGCGGCAAGAGGUAUACUUCUUAUCAUCUCAAAAAACCAGGCCUAGUUUAUUUGGGUUACCCCUCGUUGUUCCAUGCCAUGCAUCAACAACUCGUCAGGACCUAUAUCAGGGUGUAUGGCUGCAAGUUUCUAGAUUAGUGUCACCUUUACCCCCAUCUGAAGCCGCUGGACCAAAUCAUGCUCAUGACUGUGAUGAUAGUCUUGGCUAUGAAUUCCCAUUUGUAUUGCGUGUCGUGGAGAGAGAAGGACUGUUGUGUGCUUGGUGCCCUUGGUACAGAUUUUGCCGUGGAUGUCAGUUACCUUGUGAUGAUGACGUUUUCUUGAUGAAUGCUGCAUUUUUGGCCAUAGAUUGGGAUCCCACUGCUCUUCAUCUUCGUUAUCAGUCAGCUUUGGAAAGGGUCUUCUUAGACCACACCAGUGUGGACGAGAUGAGACGCAAGCAUGUGGAACCGAUUGCAUUAUCAGAUUGUUUAGAAGCAUUUUGUUCAGAAGAGACAUUGGAGUAUUCUUGUGAUAGGUGUAAAAAGCUUCAGCAAGCAGCAAAAAAACUACAAAUUUGGAGACUACCUCCAAUUUUGAUUGUUCAUUUGAAACGGUUUCAAUUUGUGGGCAAUAAAUGGGUGAAGAGCCAGAAGAUUGUUGAUUUCCCGUUGAGAGACUUUGAUCCAAUGGAGUACCUUGCGUCUGUUCCCCGCCAAACCAUACUUCUUCACAAAGCUGAACUUGAGGGCGUGGAUCCUGCAGCAUACUUUGCAAGCCUCCAGGAUCGGGACAACAUUUUUUUGGAAAUGGUGCCGGAAAACAAAAUCAUUGAACAAAUAAAAGGAAAGGAAGAGGAACAGAGUAUAAAAAAUGGGCGGCCUUCUAUGAAUGGCUCUAUAAAUGGUAGCAUAUGUAAUAGUACUGCAAGUCCAUGUCCUGCUACCUCACACGAAGGUUCCAUUAAAGGUGGCGAAUGUGGUAAUCGCAAGAGACGCAUACGCAAUGGUUCUGUUUUAUAUGGGGAUACUUUACAAGAUUUCCACCAACAUCGUCUGGAAGAGGGUUAUGAUCCUUUGGACCUGAAAUACAGUCUCUAUGCAAUUGCUUGUCACACGGGGAUAAUGGAAGGUGGUCAUUACGUUUGUUAUGCUAAGAAUCCACAGGGCAAAUGGAUAUGCUUCAAUGACAGUAGUUGUAAGGAGGUAAGUGAAUCGCAGAUUGACCUCAACUCCGCCUACAUGUUAUUUUACCAACGUGAAGGUAUCAGUGUAGAUAAAUACUUGCCAAAUGUUGAUGGUAAAGUUCCUUACCCGAGUGAAUUAGACGAGGAAAGUGAAGCAGAGUAUAAAAAACAGUGUGUGAUAAUGUAAGUAAAGAAACCUGGAUUUUCUACAAUAGCGUUUCUAAUGGUUUGCCCAAGACUUCCCGUAAGUCAGCAAUGCAAAUAUAAAAAAGUGCUCAUGAUAUGUUGUAUCUCUCUUGUAUAUAAAGGCUCAAUGCUAAUCUUGUCAAAUUUUUGUUGGUCCUGUUGGUCUCAUUUGCAGUUGCUAGGUCUGUUUUUGUGUGUCGUGUUUGCUUUGUAAAAUGUUUCCAACCAACUUGACACAUCAUCAUCAUUAUGCACGGAGGAGUCUUUUUCAGUGUACCAAUAAAUGCUUUUGAGUGAUUCAAACAGUAUUAGGAUGAUAGUAAUUUAAGGGAGAGUCUUAAUCUUUAUUUUUAUAUUUUGGCAAUUGGAAUUUUUUUGGCUCUUGAUUUCUCUUCAAUGUCUCAUUACAGAAAUGUAUUGCAAUUGCAAAUGAUAACAACAUAGAUUGAUUGGUGUCACAAUAUAUUGCAGUCUUUUGAAAUGUUUAAAUUCAAGGGAACAACAAAGGAAGUGAAUAUGGAUUGUAGAAAGGAAACAUAAGGCUGAUACACAUUCACACAGGGAGUUAGCUCUCUCUCUCUCUCUCUCUCUCUCUCUCUCUCUCUCUCUCUCUCUCUCUCUCUCUCUCUCUCUCUUACCUAUGGUGAGUUAGGUCACAGUUAAUAUUGAGAUUAUAUUGAUAAGUUUUUUCACUAUUUAUGUAGAGAAAUAACAUUUAAUCUUUUGUAAAAAUGACAACUGAAGAAAUAAAUGAUACAGCACCUCUUAAAAACCCUAAAAUUUGAAAUUUUACCCAGUCAGCCAUUCUGGUGGAAAAAGUAGGCCAUUCUAAGUUAACAAAAAUGCCAGGAAGUUCAUUGGCAUUUGUUCGCCAGUGCUGGUGUACCACUGUAAUUUAUUGAUUCUGGAAUGGUCGGCUUGCUCCACCUGUGAAAGAAUAAGCUACUGUAAAAUGCAUAGGUUUGUAACCAAACAACUGAAAUUGUGUUAAGAUUAAUUUUUGUACAUCCUUAGUUUUUCUAUUCAUUUUAAAUACCGUUGACUGUAAGUUCAUCAGAGAAUUUAUAAGAUGCUUUAGUUUUUUAGGACAGAAUGAAUUUUCUAGACUCUAUGUAGGACAGAAUGAAUUUUCUAGAUUAAAUUGCUAUAGUAGACUAGGAAUAAACUGAAAAGUAACAUCAUUGUCCUAAAACUGACUUUGGGUAUGACAUGUACAACAUAAACAUAUUGGAAGCUUAUUGAAAUGCCUCCACUGUGAUAUAUGCAAGCUAAUAGCCUCUUGUGGGGUUGAAACAAAGAAUGAGAAAAGGCUCUCAUAGGAGAUAGUAUAUUGUUUCAUCCAUGUGUAUGAAUAUGCAAGUUGUAGAAUAAGAGCAAGUUGUCAGUGUAAGUGAAAGAGACCUUAUUCCCUUUGUCUGCUUAUAUAAUGUCUGGUUAAUUUUCAUGCUUGUUGAGUUUCUGUGUGGAUAUAUAAGUUACAUAGCACUUAUUAUUUACAUAAAGCACCUAAUCAUGUAUAUACAGUGAACUGAAGAGACAUUACUGUACUGUUAAUGUUGAUCAAAAAUAUGUUUAGUAAUGAAACUGUGGAGACAGCAUGAGAAUAGUCGGUGUUGGCUGGUUCCUUUCAUAAUCAAAGUGAGUUGUUGUUCUAGGAGGUUUAAUUUUAUGAGCUACAUUGGCCAGAGUAUUUUUUCAUGCAAGAGUUUGGAACAUUUUCAGGUUGCUUUAAGAUUUCUUUCCAUAGUUCACUCCCAGAAACAAAUUUUGAGUCAGACAUGAGCUGUGAAGGUCAGUGACAGAAUCGUUACAAGUGACUGUCUUUCUGCUAUGUUUGUAAACUUUAUUUAUAUAUAAACUUUAGGUUAUUGAUGAAACUACCUUACAAUGGUUCAGUAAUGUGCAAAAUUGCAGGUUAUUGUUGAAAAUACCUUAAAGUAGUUCUGUAUUGCACUAAAUCACUAAGGGCAAAUGGCAAGCUGUUUUGUUUUUUCAAUUUAACAAAAUACUUUGAUGUGACAAAAAUCUCUUGCUAGGUUGUUAAAGUAUCUUAUUUUGAAGAGUUAUGACUUGGUAAGACAUAAUAAUUAACAUUCCUCUUGUGAUUUAGAAAUGAUACAAGAUAAUUAUAUGUAAACUGACUCUGUACAUGCAGACAGGUCCCUCACAUGUGUAGCAUGUGCUUUUAUCACAAUUUACAGUGUUAGUAUAUAAUUAUUUAACAUCUGAUGGAGGACAUGUUCAUGAUUAUCUGAAAAUUUUGCAGAAAAAAAAGAGGGACUAAUACUGUACCUAACCAAAAGAGCCAAAGAUAGAGUGGACUGAAAUGUAUAUUUUAUAGUGCAAAACUUAAUUUUCAUGUAGGUAUGUGCCAUAAAUGAGAAUGUCUGUGAAUAUGUGGGAAGAAUUAUUUAUAUUACCCUGUCGUGCAAUAUCUUUCAAAGUAAUUAAAUUGGGUGAGUUUUUUGCUUUGAUUUGGUUGUUUUAGAUAAGUUGCUUUGUUAUAUAUAUAAUAUGAAUGCACUCGUUAUAUCAGUCAUGGAUCAGAGAUUAUGUUUUCAGCUAAAACAGUCUUUUCUCCAGGUAUUAUUUUAGUGGAUCAGGUAAUAUAAGUCACCCCCUGUUGCAAAACCAUUUAAUGGCUGCCAUACCUUAUUGAGCUUAGAAUGUUUAGUGUUAACUUUUUCCAUAUUAUAACUAGGAGAAGGAAUACUUUAAUCAUUAUCUGUAGUUUAUUGUUAAGAGAUAUAGUUUGUAUUUUAGUAUAAGAAUGAUUUGAGUUUUAUCCUUGUUUAGGUUUAACUACUUUUUCGUCAUUUUUGACAUCUUCAGGGUUUUGAAAAUGACCUUCUUAAACAUUUUUUUAGACUGUAUGGCUGGAAAUUACCAGGUUGCAAAAUAGCAACCUCUAUUUUGCAACCUUCAACACAUUGCACAAACAUUUAAACAUUCUCAGAAUACAUGUGAUGGGUGAGUUUUCAAGUGCAUUGGAGGGAAAUGGCUGUUUCCCAAUAGCACAUACAUCUCUCCUUCAGUAAAGUUGAGCAGAGGUGGUGUAUUUAAUUAUCUGUUUGUGAGUCUGCAAAAUAUGUCAGAAGAUUAUUGAAGGCUUUCAUUUAAAAUUGAACAAGAAGGCUAUAGUCCAAGGGACGUAAGAUUUGAUUUUGAAGAGUAGCUACUAUUUAAUUAUUCUAUUGCUUUUUAAACCUAAAUUGCUUUAUUUUAAUUCUUUCUUUUUCAUAUUUCCCAGGACUUUGUUGAUGUUAGUGUGCUACAUUACAAUAUGUGUAGGUGUUCUUUGUAGUACCACACACAAAUGCUUGCAACACUGACCACAUUUAGGAUAUAUCAGUUUUCCAGUUAAUCUCUUCUCUUUGUCCAAAUUUUUAGCACUUGAACCACAGUAUGUGGUACCUUAUCAAAGGCUUGGGAGCAUUCAGUAUUUACAUAUGUCCUGUUUUUUUCCUAUGUUUUUCUUUGUAUACUGGAACUUUUCAGGACAUUGUUUACUGUUUUCAAUGUUUAAAGACCACAAUACUUAAAAUCGUUGUCAUCCUGAAUUUAUACAGUAUUCUAUGAUCCUCCUCCUUUCCUUCAGUAUCUGGUACAUUUGUUAUUUUAACCGUAAGUUUGCCAUUUUUCACCAACAAUAAUUUUGAUGUGUGGUUUCUUUUCAUAAUAUUGCUCAUGACUCUGUUAGGAGAUUUUGGCAAGCGUAUUAUUUGUUUUUUCAACUUUUUCUCAUUUGGAAUCCUAUUUUAUCACACACACACACACACACACACACACACAAUGAUAUUUUCCAGUCUUUGCUGCCAUUGUGUUACCAUCCAGUCAGCCACAUACAUUGCCACUAUAUUAUUCAUGAAUUUUUUGUAUUCUUCAUCAGGGGUGAUUAUAUACUAAAUAGCUUCUUCCACACAUUUGAUACAGUGUGUAUAAUACUGUAGCUCACUAGAUUACGUCAGAUUCAUCCAUCUUCCUCUGUCAUCUUACAAAAAUUCCAAGAUUCUUUUGUCAGUCUUUCUUUCUGAUGCUUUCCAUCACUCUUUUCUUCAUAAACUUCACUCUGUGAUUCUGUUCUGGUUUCUGUAUUCUGUACUCUGUCUUUUUGGUAUUUUCAUCUUUUGGACAUGCUGAAUAUUUGAAAGUGUCUUUUCCUUCAAAUGUUAUUUUCUUACCAUCCUUCCAAUUGGCAAUUUUACUUUUGUUCAAAAUUCUUUUUUUCUGCAUACACCCAUCUUCAAUGUUUGUCUGUAAUAAGUUGUUCAUUUUUUUAUUUUUGCCAAGUUUGUUCCUGUUGAUUUUAGAGCACUUUUUACAAAAUUCUACUUAUGCAGAAGUAUAUAUAUAUACAUAAUAGUUUUGUCACUCAUUCACAUGACUUUAUUGUACUCUCAAAUAUGAAGCCACAGAUAUCCUUGGGAGAUGUAGAAUUUUAAAUUAGAUAUACUGAAGGCAGUGUCAAAUUGACCAAGGUUAACUUGCAGAACGGAAAGGGAAUAUAAUAGUCAUUAUUUGAUGUGAUCUGGGUGAAUUUUGGCUCCAUUACUCAUAUACUACAGUAUAUAGUAGUAUGUUUUAUCGUAUGGUAAUUUGACUUGAAUGUCUUGUACAGUUAACACGCAUAUUGUUUUAAAAGUUUUGAGCAUAAAUAGUAAUGUUUAUAGUAUAUGAAUUGCUAAGAACGGUUCACACGAGACUAACUAUACAAAUGAGCAUAGUUACACAUUGUUUCUGAAGAUCUAAUCAUAUAGCACUGAAGUUUAGCUCCAUUGGAUAUGUUAUGUAACAGUGUUAUGUGACAGCUCUCUAUUCAAUAAAGAGACCAGUAUGCACUGAGAGGUAAUCUUUGAAUGUAGUGCACUAAAUCAUUAUGAACAGCAUUUUUGAACAUGUAGCUUUCAUAUAAUCUUAGAUAUUCUUCAUUAUGAACAAUUAUUUACAUUUGAAAUAGCUUUAAAAGACCACAGUUUAACACAUUUUAUUGUAGAGUUACCUUGAAUGUUGGAAGAAAAGUGAAUUAACAAGUAUCCCGUACCAGGUACACUGCUUUGUUUUGUGUAACUGUAAAAAAAUAGUCCUGACUUCCAACCCUAACACAGCAGUAUUUGCCCAUUGUUUGCUUUGUAUUACCAGAGCUCUUAAGUUUGUGCAUUUCUUUAGUCUUUUUCACUGUUCCUAAAGGAGGAAGCAUGUGGUGUAUGCUUUUCCUGUUGUUCACAUGCUUCAUGUAUUGAAAAUUGUGUUUUUUUCAGUCGAUAUUGUUGAGCCGUUUGCAUUACAAACGCAAAUUCAAGCACUGUGUGUAGGCUUUCAAAUUAAUGUUCAUAUCCAGUGCCUCCAUUCUUCAUCUUAAUAGCAGAGUAAGAGCUUUAAUUAAAAUUCCUGCUGCCAUGCUGCUAAAGCAGUCUGCAAAUACAUAUCAGUGCAUUGCAGUUGUUCAGCAGGUAUAAAUAAACUGACGGCUUCAAAGUUUUCGGAAUAGUAGGCCAGUGGUGCUUAUUUUAGAUGGUUGUAGCAUUUCUGAGUGAAAUAUUUUAAUUAAAGAGGUGGCAGAGGAGGUUUGUUGCAUCCUGAGAACACCAAACAAUUGACUGUGUUGUCCUUUUAUAUUGACUUAGUAUUCACACUUCAAUCCAUGCAUUGUUACUGCUGUUAAGCAUUCUUUACAUGCGCAUUAUGCUGCUAACAAUAAGAAGCCUCUUCUUGAAUAUGUACUAUUUAAGUGUGUUAGCUAUGAAAUCGUGUGCCACCAAUUUAUAGAACACCUUCAACCCCCCAAGAAGCAAGAGCCAUCAUUGCUGUUGACUACUGCCCAACUCAUCCCUCAGAGGAGGAGCUGAUGACAAUACUAUGGUUGUUUUGUUUUCAGUGUUUGGCUGUGGCACUGAUAGCUCUUGAGGUUGGUGUGAAUGCAGAGAACUUUGAAGAAUUGAGAUUAUCAGAACAAUAUCAGACUUGUUCAACACUGCAGUUUUGCAGAUGAAAGUAUCCAGUAGACUUGUCUAAGAAAGAUUCCAGCUGAAUGCUCACCAUGGGUAGAAUUGUUAGACUAGUAAUAAUGGAUUGGAGGAAUGCAAAGAGGCUCUAGGACCUAUGACAUCCGCCUUUAACAAAGGAAUAUUGAGUAUGGCAAGUCUUGUCCCUGGACCAAUUUGGUAAUAAUGGAUCAGAGGAAUGCAAAGAGGCUCUAGGACCUAGGACAUAAGCCUUUAAUAAAGGAAGAUUGAGUAUGAACAAAUGCCAUUGUAAUAACAUUAAUGCAUUUGUUGUCUGCUCAGUUUUCUUUAGGUGUCACACUCAAGGGGAAGCAGGUGAAGAACUUCAAAUUAGGACACUUAAAAUAAACAGGCAUGGCACCUCUAAGACUCAUCUCGUAGGCCUCAGAAUUGCCACACAAGUUUGCUGAUCAAUUAAACUUAUGUUGGUCAUCUCCAUUAUUAUGUUGCUGGCCUUCAUUUAACCACAACCUACUAUAAAGUUUCUUGACUUGCAGGUUACUCAUGUCUGUGUAUCACAGCAAUUUUUCUCGGGAAAUUUACUCAUAAUCUUCUUUGUCGUUGGUAGAGCAAAUGGGGGCACACUGUGUAGUAAUAUUUAAUUUCAGUUUUUUGUCUAGACAAGGAUUAGAUAACACUUCAGAGUUAUGUGAUAUGUUUAGCUACAUUUUAUCAUAAUUACUGAUUCUUGUAUUCAUUACUCAUUGGUUUUUGGCAAAGGUCGUAUGAAGUUUUCCAUGCUUGUAUAAUGUAAUGUAAUAAAGUCAGAUGUAUAUUGUCAUGGCAGUCAGUUAAAACAUGACAUUUUAAAGCAAUUCCAAAAUAUUGAUAGUUAGGUACAUUUAAAUUCACUAGCAUAGUGAACUUGGGUGGCCUGAAUCAUCCAGAUGUGAAGCUAGCAGCACUGGGAGUUUUCUUUGUCAACAAAAACCUGCUUAUAUAUUCUGAGGUCACAAAAACUCAGGUGAAUAUCAGAAUUUUAUGAAAGAAUUAAAUAUUUGUAGAUUAAUACUACUGUAGCACACAGUUUAUGAUCAUUGUGUUUAUAGCCUACCCUGACUCUCCCAAGUCAUUCAGGUACUAUAGUGUUAGGUUUCAGCAUAUAUAUCAGUUGUAAUUAAACUAUGCAAUUAGCAUCAUCAUACACAGUUUUGAGAUGCGUUUCAUCAUCUUCUAUAUGUUUGUGUUUUCUGGUGGUUUAUGAGAUAAUAGAAAGGGUUGUCUGCAAGCCAAAGGUUAUUGAUGUAAAUCUCAACUGAAGUGUGAGAUUUUUACUUAGUUUGCAGGUUAUUGAAAUUGGAAAUUUGUAAUGUUUUUGAGAUACCCAGUUCUGUAACUACCACUUAUUCAGGACCACUUAGAAUAGUGAUUUUGGCUUCACAUAUCCAUAACUUUUUUACACCUUAAUACGUACUUGAAUUUGGCAGUUAAAAUGGGUAGCUUACUGGGUAAAAAUGUCACCUGAGUUAGGUAGAAACAUUGAAAUAAGUUUUGGUGGGAGUAAAAAUUUUCACUCUUUUACUGAAUAUUGCUUAGACAGAACAAGUGAAUUUUCAUUUAUGUAGUUGUUUGCAUUUUAAAAAGAAAAAAAGGCAUGUCAAAACUCACAUGAACUGCACUGUAGUGUGUGAAAGAAUAAAAUUUUAAAAAUAAAAUAUUCAGUAGGUAGAACCAAAAAUGAUAAAAUGAUGCUUAGUAGUGGGUCAAUAGAUUCCCUCUCUAUUGAACUUUUCCCAGAUAAGAACUUUUUUUGGGGGGUGGGUGGGGGGCAAGAGUAGUUAGGCCUAUUUAAAGAGAAGACAUUAAAUGAUGUGAGACACAAGCUCAAGUAAUAGAUGUUUAAACAAAUAACCCAAACCAUCAUUUCACUUUGCAAGUUAUGGAAGAUGUUUGUGGAUGUUGAUAGAGGGAAAAGUAAUUCACCCAUGCUAUAUACAAUGCUUUGUUAUUUUUUUAUGAAAGGUAUAUUCAAGCUUGUUUUCACUCUUUUAGUUAAUGAUGUUGUUUUGUUAAGACACUUUGACAGAUGUGAAUACUUCAGUAAUACAACAGUGAUAAUACUGUAGUAGCAAUAUUAAGUGCUGUUGUCAUGAUACACUACUAGUAAUAGCACUAAUUAUACUUAUACUAUUAUCAUUGUAAAACAGUAAGCUUCAAAUGCAACACUACUACAGAUGCAAAAAUGCCUAACCAUAUGUAACUAAGUUGUUUACCUGCAUGUAAUAUUUUUAUCAAAUAACUUGUUGAAAUAUUAACUAAAUAUAACUGUAGGAAAUUUUUCCAUAUUAGAUGGUCAUUGCAAUAUAAACAUUACUCAUUAUGAGCAUAAUAGUGUUUUGCAAACGGAUAUCAUACUUAUUCUUAUAUUGCAAUCACCAUCAUCAAGGCAAGAAUUUAUACACUAGAAAGUUUUUUUUGGAAAACAAGUUAUAUACCGGGUAUCUAUUUUAUUUCUCUUCUCUCGCAAGUUUUAUGGAAUUGAAAUCAGACCUUUAUACUGACCACGAGUGUAUUCAUAUUGAAUACAGUAAUAAGAAUUUUUUAAUACCUCAUAAGUUUUUUUUUUUUUUUUUUUUUUGCCUUUCAAGGAGUACAUGUUUGCUUACUUUGUGAAUAGACGUGAUUAUUGGACAUUAUAGAUGUUGGCAUGGAUUGUGUGAUAAUGAAGAAGCUUGCUUGUAAACACAGUUGCACCAGUUACAGUUAGCUGGGUUCCAUUUCCUUGAUUGUGAUAUGAUAUUUUUAAGAUGUCUGUAAUUUAUAUAUUACAUACUCAUAAUGUACAUUAUCAUUACAUUUAUUACCAUAUAUCAGAUUUUUUUCUAUUAAUAUUUGAAUUUAUAGAUAUAUUGUAAAUUUUUGUGUAUUCUGUUAUCUUGCUCUAAAUUUUUGUAAUUCAAGGCAGGAGGCCUCCUGCUGUAUAUUGUAUUACUGUUAACUGUUAUGUACAAAAUAUAAUGGCCAUGUAUCUGU